Messenger RNA from Meriones unguiculatus (Mongolian gerbil), 594 nucleotides. RefSeq names its product synaptonemal complex protein 3-like. Gene Ontology annotation, cellular component: synaptonemal complex. The coding region runs from base 1 to 594 and encodes 197 amino acids. The record is from RefSeq and is a predicted model, not a curated record. Gene Ontology annotation, biological process: spermatid development; meiotic cell cycle. NCBI's taxonomy places the organism in Eukaryota, Metazoa, Chordata, Mammalia, Rodentia, Muridae. The transcript has 7 exons.
AUGGACAAAGAGGAGCACUCAGUAAUCUACAUCAUUGAUGAUAGUGAAGAAGAAGAAGAAGAAGUUGUUGAGGAAGUGAUAGAAAUAAAAGAUGAUGAUGUGGAGUGUUCAGCAGAGUCUACUCUAACAGUUUACAAACAUGAAGUAAAGAAUAAGCUGGAAAAAAUUGGAGCUCACCUUAGCAGUGACGUUGUGGAAAACAAAACAAGAAUGCAGUCCUAUAUUAAAAGUGUAGUCAAAGACUGCAACAGGAAUAUCAGAGAACACUGGAAAGUUCAUCAAGAGGAAAUGCGGGAGUUUAAAAUUGAAUAUACUGAGCAGAUUAUAACUGUGUUUAAGCAAUGGGAUUCUGAUAUAAUGCAAGUUGAAGAUGAAGAAAAUGAAAUAAAUGGUAUUUUUAAUCAUCAACAGAAGACUUUUCAACAAACUAGAAUGCUUCAGGCUGACAGCCUGAAAACACUUAAGCAGGCAGAUGAUGAGUUCUUAAAGACAUGGGAGGAUUUGGAGAAGAAUUAUAGCAAUGUACUUAACAGUAUACACAAUGAGUUUCAAAAGCAGAAGACUCUGCUGCAAAGAAAAAUUACAGAUGGUUAA